CAAGACGCUGCUAACUGUUAAUUCGGAAAGAAAAAAAUCACCGUUUUCCAGCAUUUUUCUUGGAGGAGAACAAAACAAUAGGGAAAAUGUCCAUUUUCCCUAAAAUAUCUUUGAGACUUGAGGUUGAAAAGUAUCUUAAAGAGGGUUUUAUGAAUAAGGAGGUUGUAUCUGCUUUUGGGAAACAAGAAGCAGAAAGGAAAUUUGAAACUCUGUUAAAUCACUUGUCACAUCCUCCAUCAUUCACAACUGUCAGAGUAAAUACACAUCUAGCCUCAGUGCAACAUGUGAAAGAUCUGUUGUUUGAUGAACUUCAGAAGCAGUUUAAUGGAUUAAGUGUUCCUAUUCUUCAACAUCCAGACCUUCAGGAUGUCUUACUUAUUCCUGUUAUUGGACCUAGGAAGAAUAUAAAAAAACAACAUUGUGAAGCAAUUGUUGGAGCACAAUGUGGCAAUGCGGUGUUAAGAGGAGCCCAUGUCUAUGUUCCAGGAAUUGUGUCAGCUUCAAAAUUUAUGAAAGCUGGAGAUGUUAUUUCUGUAUACUCUGAUAUUAAAGGCAAAUGUAAGAAAGGAGCCAAAGAAUUUGAUGGAACAAAAGUAUUUCUUGGAAAUGGGAUUUCUGAACUAAGCCGCAAAGAAAUCUUCAGUGGGCUACCUGAACUGAAAGGUAUAGGCAUAAGAAUGACAGAACCGAUAUAUCUCAGCCCCUCAUUUGACAAUGUGCUGCCCAGCUACUUAUUUUUACAGAAUUUGCCAUCUGCUGUAGUAACUCAUGUUCUGGAUCCUCAACCCGGAGAGAAGAUUCUAGAUUUGUGUGCAGCACCUGGAGGCAAAACAACACACAUUGCAGCAUUAAUGCAUGAUCAGGGAGAAGUAAUAGCACUGGAUAAAAUAUCCAACAAAGUAGAAAAAAUAAAACAGAAUGCUUUAUUGUUAGGACUGAAUUCCAUCAAGGCAUUUUGCUUUGAUGGAACAAAGGCACUUAAACUCAAUACAGUUAAGGAUGCUGAAGGAAAACCUCCAUUCUUACCAGAAUCUUUUGACCGAAUUCUUCUUGAUGCACCAUGCAGUGGAAUGGGACAGAGACCAAACAUGGCUUGUUCUUGGAGUUUGAAAGAAGUGACAUCGUAUCAACCGUUACAGAGAAAACUCUUCACUGUGGCAGUUGAGCUGCUGAAGCCGGGGGGCGUGCUGGUUUAUAGCACAUGCACCAUCACGCUGGCAGAAAACGAAGAACAGGUUGCCUGGGCCCUCAGAACAUUUCCUUACCUUCAGCUUCAGCCCCAGGAACCACAUCUUGGAGGAGAAGGAAUGGUGGGAGCUGGCCUCUCACUGGAACAGUUGAAACAGCUGCAGCGAUUUGAUCCGUCUGCCGUGCCCUUACGGGACACUGACAUUGAUUCUCUCAGAGAUGCCAGAACAGAAGACAUGAUUUGGCUGGCAAAUAAGGAUUGUAUAGGGUUUUUUAUUGCAAAAUUCAUAAAAUGCAAAAGCACAUAGAAAGAUCCUUAGAAAUGAAAAUUCCAAACGUUUGCUGUAUGGUUUUCUUUUUUUUUUUCUUUGACCCAGCUGUUGUCGGGCCUGGUGAUGGAUGGCAUAGUUGCUAAGGAAGCAGAAAAGACAAUCAGCAGCUGGACCAGGGACCAAGAGAUUUGACCAUGAACUAGUCAUGGAGGAAGUAGUUGGGGGUGGUAUGAGAUUAUAUUCUGUGUUUUUUAAAUAAUUUUUUUCUUAAGGAUUUAGCACAGUAAAAGGAAAAGGAGAUGCCUAUGGAUAUCUGGAGCAUAUUUUCAUUUGGGGUUUUGUGUUUUAAUGUGUAAAGAAUGUAAGUCAUUUUUAAUGUUAAAAUUUGUGAUUGUAACAAAGGAAUAAAAUGAGCAAUAAUUUAAUUUGGUAAAAAA
Messenger RNA from Odobenus rosmarus divergens (Pacific walrus), 1897 nucleotides. It is a transcript of the gene NSUN6, whose product is annotated as NOP2/Sun domain family, member 6. Gene Ontology annotation, molecular function: RNA binding; methyltransferase activity. Gene Ontology annotation, biological process: RNA methylation. The coding region runs from base 87 to 1496 and encodes 469 amino acids. The transcript has 11 exons. The record is from RefSeq and is a predicted model, not a curated record. Lineage: Eukaryota; Metazoa; Chordata; Mammalia; Carnivora; Odobenidae.